AUGGUUACAAAGAAUGGAACUGUAUACUCUGUGAGGGACUAUUUCAGGGAUGUGACUUCGACUACUCCAGUCUUUACAACUCACACCCAGGAAUCUAUAAAUGGAGAAAUCGUAGGUUUGAUCCUCAGCAUGGAAUCCAUUCUUAUCAUCUCCACCAACAUCCUGGUAGCUAUUGCCUUGGUUUUGCUGAUAUGGAAGAGGGGCAGUCAGAACUGGUGCUUUGUCCUAAACCUGGCUGUUGCUGACAUCCUAGUCGGUCUGGCUAUUACUGCUCUUGCCAGUUAUGCCAUGAAAGGACGUCUGUCCUCCAUGAAUAAGGAAUUGUGUUUGUUAAAAAUGGCUUUUGUCAUCACACCAUCUACUGCUUCCAUCCUCACCAUGUUUUUCAUCUCACUUGAUCGUUACAUUGCUAUCAAACUGCCUCUUCGCUACACUCAAGUCAUGGGAACAAAGACGAUCAUUGGAGCCUUGUUGUGCUUAUGGUUGAUAUCUGCGUCCAUUGGCUUCCUGCCUCAUAUGGUUGAGGAUAUGCAGCACGGUGACUAUGAAAGCAUUUGUACAUUCUUCUCAGUAAUCAACCCACAAAGCAUUAUCAUAGUCUUUUGUAUUGUAUUCUUCCCCAUACUCUUGGUCUUCAUCUACUUCUAUCUGGACAUCCUGAAGAUUGCAUGGAGCCAUCAGCGGCGCAUUCAGCAAGCCACGCAAGUGAAUUCCAGCUGCGUCCUGCCAAACCGUUACUGGGUGCACGUCAAGGCCCUGAAGACUGUCGCAGUUUUGAUUGGCUGCAUCACUCUUUGCUGGUGCCCCUUCUUUGUGGUCAGUGUUGUACAGGUUCUCUGCCCAUCAUGCAAGCUUUACAGGUUUUUAGAAAACCAUCUAUGGAUGCUGGCGCUCUCCAACUCCUUGAUCAACCCUCUUGUCUAUGCCUUCUGGCAAAAGGAGGUCCGACAGCAACUCUGUGCCAUUUUUUCUUGCAUUAAGGCCAGUCACUGCUGCAGUAAAGCCUCUGAUGCCUCAGAAGGACAUGGAGAUCAGACAAUUGCCAGCCAAAGCAGAAACGAACUCGAUCAUUGCCAGUUCAUUUUUAGGAAACCUGCUACAAUACCUUUCACCACUUCUGCAUUAUCUUAA
Molecule: messenger RNA, 1131 nt
Organism: Trichomycterus rosablanca
Lineage: Eukaryota; Metazoa; Chordata; Actinopteri; Siluriformes; Trichomycteridae
Product: glucose-dependent insulinotropic receptor
Exons: 1
Coding region: 1-1131 (376 amino acids)
Biological process (GO): regulation of metabolic process; adenylate cyclase-activating G protein-coupled receptor signaling pathway
Cellular component (GO): cytoplasm; plasma membrane
Molecular function (GO): G protein-coupled receptor activity; phosphatidylcholine binding
Source: RefSeq, a predicted model, not a curated record